GUACAUCAUAUGCACUCAGUUCAGGAAUACUUGUAUUUGUUUUUUUCGGACUUCUUCGAAUCAGUGUGCUCUUAUUCAUAAUUAAAGAUAUAAGUACUGUCAACCAUCGCAAUGCUUGAAUGUCAUUGGCCAUUAAUUUUUCUAUUGGUGUCUACAACUUAUUCCUAUCUUUUACAAUGUCCAGAUUUUUCUCAGAGACCGUUAAGGGCAAUGAGAUAUUGCACGAGCAGUUUAAGAUCAAGAUACACAUGUCUUUAUGAUACAAAUAAGUUAUCGUUUUCUGAGCAGUGUAACAGAAAUCCAGAUUUCGUUACCCCAGGUGAAAAAUAUGUUAUAACUGGUAAUCUGCGAAAUGUAGACUGUUCGUCAGAACGAUAUCAGCCUUUCCGGUUAUGGUCAAAUGUAAGUGGAGAGUGUUUGAAUCAAAAGUCGUUGUGUGAAGGAGAAGGCCAAGUUAUCGUCAAAAAUGGGUCGCUCAUUGGAGAUAGAACAUGUCGUUGCGAUUACACGAAAGGAUAUAAAUUCAUCAAACGACCAAAACAGAACUGUUCUUGUUCACCAUUACAGGAGGAUUGUUCAUGUUACAUCAGUAAAUGUCCUGGUGGUUCAGUUUUGACGUCAGAUUAUAAAUGUGUUGAGGAAAAACACCAUGUUGACUCGAAGUGUCCUCUUAUAGUUAUCGAAAGAGGUGGUUUACAGAUUACAGAAGUUAAAACGAAUGCGGAAAAUGGGAAACAGCUGCGGACCAGUUCGAUUGCAGCGAGCACAAUUAUUCUUCUGAUUCUAGCAUAUGCAGCGAUUGUGUUCUUCGUGUUGAUUACAGAACGUAAAUUAGGAAAGAAAAAAGGUAUAUCCCAUGAAGUUGAAAAUCUUGGAAAACCAUCGAUAGCAAAUAACGAAGAGGAGAACUCAAAAAAAAACUUAAAAUCCGUAACAUCAGUAGCCAAACUGAAAACAAAUGAUGAAACAAUUAUAUCAACACAUGCAGUGGAAACCACAGGAUUAGUAAGACAUGCAGAAAUCAAACAGGAAACUACAUCAGCCGAGGAGAACUUACAGAGUGAUCUAAAUGCACAGCUGGAAUCAAAGGAUGCAGCAUUGAAGAAAACCAAAUUAGAACAUAAAAAGGUCGUUGAAUUAAAAGAUGCUAAGAUUCUGGAACUUGAAAUGUUAUUGAAAGAAAGAAAUGAAUAUAUGAAAAAGAAAGAAAUAGAGGAUCAGGAGAAAGAAGCACAAAAUCGUGAAAUUAUCAGAAAACUUGAAAUGGAAAGACGAAAUUUGCAUAAUAAGAUUCAGGAUUUAAAUGGCAACAUAAGAGUAUUCUGUAGAGUUCGACCAUUACUUAAUCACGAAAAACAAGGAAAUAAUUGCACCAUAGAUCACAUAAAUUUUCCUGAUCAAAAGACAAUAGAGGUUGUCAAAACUGGGCAUGCGUCAGAGAGUAAAAACAAAUUGCAAAAAACGUUCAAUUUUGACAAAGUAUUCAGUAACAAAGCCACGCAAGAUCAUGUGUUUACAGAAAUUUCACAGUUAGUUCAGAGCGCACUGGAUGGUUUUAACGUUUGUAUCUUCGCUUACGGUCAGACAGGUUCUGGUAAGACUUAUACAAUGGAAGGUACUUAUGUAAAUGAUGAUGAUGAAAAUAGGGGAAUGAUCCCAAGAGCAGUUCUACAAAUUUUCAAUACAAUAAGAAAGCUAAAAAGUGAAGGUUGGAAAUAUAAUGUAGACGCCUCAUGCUUAGAGAUAUACGGAAAUGUAAUUAAUGACUUGCUUUGUGAUUACAAGGUUGGCCCUAAACCUGAAAUUAAAGAUAAUAAUAAUGAAGUUUAUGUUUCCGACUUAACAAUUAUACCAGUCACUGAAGAAACAGAGGUAUAUCUAUUGUUACAAAAAGCAUCUAAGAAAAGGAAAGUGGCAGAAACGAAGAGCAAUUUGAGGUCAUCCAGAAGUCACAGUGUAUUCACACUAAAAUUAACGGGAGAAAAUUCAAUUACCAAAGAAACCACUAAAAGUACCUUAAACCUGGUUGAUUUGGCUGGUAGUGAAAGACAAAAAACAUCUGGAACAGAAGGUCAACAAAUUCAGGAGGCUAUAGCUAUAAACCUAUCAUUAUCUACCCUAGGUAAAUUCAUCAGAGCUAUAAAGGAUAAAGACAAAUUUCUACCUUACAGGGAGUCUAAGUUGACUCUCUUGUUACAUAGAGCUAUAGGAGGAAAUAGUAAAACUCUCAUGUUCGUCAACGUUUCUCCUAAGAUAGAUUGUGUUGAGGAAACUAUUAACUCUCUAAAGUUUGCCACAGAGGCGAACCAGUGUAAAAAGGGAAUUGCACAACAGAACAAAUGAUAUUAAGAAUGUAUUCCUGUUGUGAUGAUGCCAAUGUUGACUGCAUACGUGUCUGUUGUAUUGUUGUAUCCAUUUUUGUCUUGCUAUUGUUGGAUUGAGCACAAUUAAUUAUUUGUAUUGAUAUCUUGGACAUAUUAUAUUGUAGUAAAACAUAUAAAGAUGAACAACUUGCAUUGUCAGAUUAAUCUUACAGUAUUUGUACCAAUAAACUGAUUUUCGGAUCAUGGUCUGUUCAUAUUCA
Mytilus californianus (California mussel) is the source of this 2584-nucleotide messenger RNA. Its product is annotated as carboxy-terminal kinesin 2-like. Gene Ontology annotation, biological process: microtubule-based movement. Gene Ontology annotation, molecular function: ATP binding; microtubule binding; microtubule motor activity. Bases 112 to 2343 code for a protein of 743 amino acids. The record is from RefSeq and is a predicted model, not a curated record. The transcript is spliced from 9 exons. NCBI's taxonomy places the organism in Eukaryota, Metazoa, Mollusca, Bivalvia, Mytilida, Mytilidae.